CACACACACACAGACACAGACACGUAGUAGGCGGAGGCAAGAAGCCACACACACACACACACACACACACACACAUUGGAGGGAACCCCAUCAGCUGUGGGAAGCAACACAGCUUGAACUUACUUUUAUUUUUCUUAAGUCUGUUCUCCAGAUUUUAUAGAUUUUUGCAGAAUAUUUUAAGAUAUGCGCUCUUGAGGAUUACAGCAAGAUCUCUGUGCUAAACAUCAUUAUAUUCUAACAAGGACAGCAGUGGAGGAAGAAGAAGAAGAAGAAAAACAGAAAACACGGAGUACAGAAGGAGGCUUUGAAAGCAUGGAAUACUUCAUGAUGCCGACAGACAAGAUAGCGUCCUUACAGCACUUCAAGAAGACGGAGAAGGAUGUUAUUGGGGGGCUCUGCAGCCUGGCCAACAUCCCCCUCAGUCCGGAGACGGCUCAGGAUCAGGAGAGACGAAUCCGCCGUGAGAUCGCCAACAGCAACGAACGCCGGCGCAUGCAGAGCAUCAACGCAGGCUUCCAGUCCCUCAAAACACUCCUGCCCCACACAGACGGAGAGAAACUCAGCAAGGCUGCCAUCUUGCAGCAGACAUCGGACUACAUCUUUGCGUUGGAGCAGGAGAAGACUACACUCCUGGCACAGAACAACCAGCUCAAACGUUUCAUCCAGGAGUUCAGCAGCUCAUCGCCCAAGAGGAGGCGAGCAGAGGAGAAGGACGAAGGGAUCGGGUCUCCAGACACGCUGGAGGAGGAGAAGGUCGAGGAGGUGAGGAGGGAGAUGCUAGAGCUGCGACAGCAACUGGACAAGGAGCGCUCGGCUCGUAUGCAGCUGGAGGAGCAGGUGCGAUCUCUGAACGUCCAGCUGCAGCCAGAGCGUCUGAAGGUGAUCACUCAGCAGGUGGAGGAGGAGCAGGCGCUCAUCCAGAGCGAGACGCUGUUACGGCUGCAGCAGAUCCACGCGGCUGACAGACAACCACACAGCCCACAGGUGCUGGCUCCUCCCACUCCCCCCGCCCCAACCCGCCACCCGACGGUCAUCGUUCCGGCCCCAACACUAACCCAGCACCCCCAUCAUCACGUCACCGUGGUGACCAUGAGCCCGUCUGCCCACACCAGCACUGCGUCCACGUCCAGACAGAACCUGGACACUAUUGUGCAGGCCAUCCAGCACAUCGAACGCGCUCAGGAGAGGAGAGCGAGCGCCGAGGAAGAGCAGAGACGAGCCGUCAUCGUUAGCCCCGCCUACGUCGCCAUGGACACCGCCUGCUCAGACACAGACACCGACACAGAGGGCGAGGACUUCUCAAUGAACUGAUCCCUCCCCCCCUUCCCUCCAUGAACUCACAUACACACACAAACACUUAAAAUACCUACUCACUGUAAGAUUCCCUCCAGGAGCUUGACUACUUUUUAAAAAAAAAUCUUUCUUUGGCAUUAUCCAAACUCCUAAAUCCAGUGGUUAAGCUCUGUGUCAGUCUUGUACUGUAAAAUCUCUGAAGAUUGAAAUCAUAGGAUGGUCAGCGUGCAGAGGAGGCCCUGUUGGAUUUCUAGAGGCUGUUUUUCAGCCGGUCUGUGGCUACUUGAAAACUUGAGGGCCUCCUCGUGUAAAAAGCUAUCGGCAUCCGUCCGUCCUACGCGUGUGUUUAUGUGUGUUACACCCAGUCGCAGUAUCACAGUUAACUGUCGUCACUGGCGCGCUGACAGUAUUAUUUGUGCUACAAAUUGAUGGAGCCAGUACAGUGGAGAGUUGAAUGUAACAACACAAUAAGAAAGCAGCUCUUGAUUCUGAAAAGGGAUGCAGAGUUGCAUUUAUUUCUUCCCCAGUCUUAAUUAAUUAGUUUUUCUAUGUUUCCUGGUUGGCUAGGUGAUGUUCUAGUGCCAGUGGCCACAAAACUCAACUUAAACUACAACAGAAGGCAUUUCUAAAUUAAAAAAAAAAGUUAGGGACAAAUUUAAACUAAUUAAUUGAAAAAUUAAUUUGAGGAUAGAUGUUGAAUGAAAUUAUAUCUGAUUUACUUGAAAAAAAAAGGUUGUGUUUUUGAUAACUAAAUAAGCCCUUAAAAAAUAAGCUGUUGAACAAUUUACAUUGAUCGUAUUUUUGGUUUCUCGUGUUUUUUUUGUUAACAUUUUUUUUCCGUCAGGGUUACUGAAUGUCGAAGGUGAACAUUUUGUUAUAUUGAGAUUAACAAUUUAAAAUUGGAGGUUUGUCAGGUUUUCACAGAGAACCGGAGGCCUUGAGAUGAAUUCUGAAAGUCUGGUUUAAAAGUCGGCGCCAUCUAUUCGUAUGUACUUAACUUAAAAAAGGAGUUUAAAAAAGAACCAAAUGUUGGUUCAUUGCCGGAAAACAAACAGCUUUUUAGUGGCUGGUAUUCAUUUUCACUCAAUCUCCGAUAAUUUGACUAAAUCAAACUUCGUCCUUGCAUAUGGAAAUAUGUGAAAAUCCGUUACACAUUGACACGAUUCACAUGCUCUGUUUGCAUGAAGGCUUCCGGUUUUCCUCCAAAGACCUCCAGUCCGUCUCCUGGUCUUGGUUUGUUGAUUUCAGUGACUAUGCACUAGUUUUUCUGUAUUUAUGCAAUUCCAUCUUCAGUACGUUUGUCGGUGUCAUUUAUACAUGAGGUGAAGUUAUCUAUGCACCGUUGAUAGGUGUGUGCGUUACACCUACCGUAUACAGUAUGUAUGAAACUAAACAUGCUUGUAUCACAGAAUGUCGUCUCUACUUGCAAGGUGCUCUUUUGUCAACCCGGCGCUCUGCUGACCAGCGGCGAGCCGAGGACCCAAACCAUGUAAACUUCACACUUGAUCACGUUUAUCACGUGGCUGAAUUUUUUUCUGCGAAAUGAUAUGCGUCACUUCCACAUCUUGGAAUUGCUUAGAGAGGUCAGGGAGGCAGGGAGGCGUUGGUUACAAAUGACGGCAGAUUUUGUGUUAUCUCAUUGUGAUAUUUGCUCACAUAAGUAGAAAAAUAACAUGCUCCAUAAACUCCAACAUAAAAAAGCAUAAUUUUGGAAAUUAAUUGUAGAGAAGGGUGGGCAAACUAAGCACGUUCUGUACUGUACUGUAGUUCGAUGUACGUUUUCAGUGCAUCAGAUGCCACACAAAGUGCAAAACUCUAAUGAAAAGCACUGAAGUGAAUUGCAGAUCGCUCCCCAGAUAUCAUUUCUCUCUCUAAAAAGAUGCACCCAAGUCUGUCCACCUCAUGUUGCGUUGCUUAUAUUUGUCGGGAAUUUGACUGGAAAUCCCUGCUUCAGGCCUCCCUCCUGUCAUACUCAAUUUGAUACGCUGACUUGAUGCUGUAAACAUUCCUUUUAUUUGGAUUUGUAUCUGUCUUUUGAUCUCUUAUAUGUUCUGUUGCCAAUUGAAUGCAUGUUACUAAUUGCUGUUUUCUCUUGUCUAAAGCGGGCUUUUGUUUUUGACUUUUUUUUUUAUUUUUGCAGGUUUCAUUUUAUUUUUUUCAUGAACACGUGACUGAUGCGUUCAGUGUGAAACUGUCUUGUGUUAGAUGCGUGGACACUAUUCGCUCACUGACAUCAGUUUUAUAUCUGGUUAGACUAGUAUUUCUCAUGCCAAACAUGGUGGGCAACUCUCAUAUUUUCUUUGUGAAACUUUGUUUAAGGGUUUGGUGUUUUGCUGACGAAUGUUAAGCCGCAGGCUGAGUUUAGGCUGAGGUUUGGGAUUGGUCGGCGGAACACUUUUCCCCAAAAUGUUUCUGUACAUUGUGUUGCAGCACUGCUGUCUUUUUGGUGGAAUUUGAGAUAUUUGAUAUGAAGCACUUGCUGUUCUGUACUGCCUGAAUCAAUGAUGAGGAAGAUUUUAUUUUUUUGCCAUUUAUUUUUUUGUAAACUCUUUGCUGUGACUCAACAGCUGUUUAUUGUGUUCUGCUUUUCUGUCUUUUCAUCUGUCUUUUCUGGUUUUCCAUUUUUUUGGUGACAAGCAUUUUUUUUAUACUUUUGUGAUUUUUGUUAUUUUUCCCAUCAGUCCAGGUCGAUGAGAAGCUGUUAUAUUUUGUUUAUAAAAACUUGGGUAAACAGGCCUUUGUAAAGAUGAAAAAAAAAAUAAAAUUUGUACUUUUUUUAUUACA
This is a messenger RNA of Sebastes umbrosus (honeycomb rockfish), 4077 nucleotides long. Its product is annotated as transcription factor AP-4-like. NCBI's taxonomy places the organism in Eukaryota, Metazoa, Chordata, Actinopteri, Perciformes, Sebastidae. The record is from RefSeq and is a predicted model, not a curated record. Gene Ontology annotation, cellular component: nucleus. Gene Ontology annotation, biological process: regulation of transcription by RNA polymerase II. The coding region runs from base 313 to 1311 and encodes 332 amino acids. Gene Ontology annotation, molecular function: DNA-binding transcription factor activity, RNA polymerase II-specific; RNA polymerase II cis-regulatory region sequence-specific DNA binding; protein dimerization activity. The transcript is spliced from 7 exons.